AUGGCGUCGGGCUCAUCUGCUCUACGAGCACUACAAGUACUGCUCCUUCUCCUCCCGCUACUGUUCUCCGUCGACGUCUGUGCUGCAGGCACAAUGACACCACCAACAAUACGAUCUCAGCGCGGCAAGCCCAACACCAACAGCAAGCAGAAGCAGGGAGCGCCGCCAGCGGCACCGGCAGUGCGCGCCCUGGUGCAGUCCACCUGCAACGCCACCACAUACUACGACCUCUGCGUGGCCGCCCUCCUGUCGGACCCGUCCAGCUCCACCGCCGACCUCCGCGGCCUCUGCGCCAUCGCCGUCUCCGCAGCUGCCACCAACGCGUCCGCCACGGCAGCCGACCUCGCCAACACCACCUCCUCCUCUGCUGCCACCGCAGGCCCAAUCUCAACAGGGUCGACGGUCGAGCCGGGUAGUGAUGGGCGCGUGCGAGUGCCGGCGCCCCUCCUCCAGGCGUGCGCGGCCAAGUACGGCGAGGCACGGGAGGCGUUGCUGGAGGCACGGGAGUCCGUCGGCGAGGAGUCGUAUGACUACGCGUUCGUUCACGUGGGCGCCGCGGCGGAGUACCCGGCGGUGUGCCGGACCCUGUUCAUGAGGAAGCGGGUGGCGUACCCCGUGGAGCUCGCCAAGAGGGAGGAAGGGCUGGAGCACCUCUGCACCGUCGCCAUUGACAUCAUCACACUCCUCGCCUAG
Messenger RNA from Lolium rigidum, 693 nucleotides. Its product is annotated as pectinesterase inhibitor 28-like. Bases 1 to 693 code for a protein of 230 amino acids. NCBI's taxonomy places the organism in Eukaryota, Viridiplantae, Streptophyta, Magnoliopsida, Poales, Poaceae. The transcript has a single exon. The record is from RefSeq and is a predicted model, not a curated record. Gene Ontology annotation, molecular function: enzyme inhibitor activity.